Molecule: messenger RNA, 405 nt
Organism: Linnemannia hyalina
Lineage: Eukaryota; Fungi; Mortierellomycota; Mortierellomycetes; Mortierellales; Mortierellaceae
Source: the annotation of a GenBank genome assembly
AUGUCUCUCGCUGUUGACGGUUUCAAGUCCUCUGCCCUCCUCACCCAGAUCGACGAGCACCUCAAGGGUCUCUCUGAUGCUGAGCGUGCUGAGCAGGUUAAGAAGGUCAAGGGUAUCUUCCAGUUCAACGUCAAGAACAACGCCGGCCAGACUGCCACCUGGACCUUCGACCUCAAGACCGGCAACGGUGAGAUGCACAAGGGAGUCGUCGCUGGCAAGAAGCCCGAUAUCACGAUCGACAUUAAGGAUGACGACUUUGUUGCUCUUGCCGAGGGCAAGGCCAACGGCCAGAAGCUGUUCAUGUCGGGCAAGAUCAAGGUCAAGGGUGCCAUUAUGAUGGCUACCAAGUUGGACUCUGUCUUGAACGCUGCCAAGGAGAAGACUGGUUUCAAGGCCAAGUUGUAA